Poecilia reticulata (guppy) is the source of this 6063-nucleotide messenger RNA. RefSeq names its product aggrecan b (gene acanb). Gene Ontology annotation, cellular component: synapse; perineuronal net. Gene Ontology annotation, biological process: skeletal system development; central nervous system development; cell adhesion. Gene Ontology annotation, molecular function: hyaluronic acid binding. The record is from RefSeq and is a predicted model, not a curated record. Lineage: Eukaryota; Metazoa; Chordata; Actinopteri; Cyprinodontiformes; Poeciliidae.
AUCUAAAUGUGUGGUAGCUGCAUAGAGCUUCUUUCUGUCCUCCUACACAGGCAGGAGUGAGAGGCCCCUGGAGUCACCGGCACUGGGAGCAGCGGCAGAAUAUACGGUGAAAAUGACAACCCUCCUUCUGCUGUGUGUGUCUUUGCCCGUAAUCUUGGCAACAACGAUACUGAAAGAUCCUAAUGAUAUAGUUGGCUCAUUGCAUGUCAGCAUCCCUGUUGAGUUGCCUCUUCGUCCACUGCUGGGAGGAAAGGUAGCUGUGCCAUGCUACUUCCGUGGAAGCACUGUGAACGACCCGGGAGCACCCACCAUCGCCCCACUAGCUCACAGAAUCAAGUGGACCUACGUCACCAAGGAGAAAGUUAGCCCAAUCCUGGUGGCAUCGGAGGGGAAGGUUUAUGUGGAGACAGAGUAUCUGGACAGGGUGACAUUGGUCGGCUACCCAAUGGUUCCUACUGAUGCUACCAUUGAGAUAACUGAACUGAGGUCCAAAGACUCUGGUACCUAUCGCUGCGAAGUGACCCAUGGCAUUGAGGACAGCUCUGACUUUGUAGACAUCCAGGUUCAAGGUAUUGUAUUCCACUAUCGUGCCAUCUCCACCCGCUACACCCUAACAUUUGAAAAAGCCAAAGAGGCCUGUGUACAGAACAGUGCCACCAUUGCAACUCCGGCACAACUCCAAGCCGCUUACGAUGACGGAUACCACCAGUGUGAUGCUGGGUGGCUUUCAGAUCAAACUGUGAGGUACCCUAUUCAUGAGCCUCGGGAACCUUGCUUUGGAGAUAAGGAAAACUUUCCUGGAGUGAGGACCUACGGCGUUAGAGAUGUCAAUGAAACUUAUGAUGUGUACUGCUUUGCUGAGAAGACGUCAGGCAAGGUCUUCUACUCCAUGUCUGUUGACAAAUUUAGCUUCUAUGAAGCACAAGACCAGUGUGUCAAACUGGGAGCGAGGCUGGCCACCACCGGAGAGCUAUACCUUGCCUGGAAGAAUGGCAUGGAUGUCUGUAAUGCUGGCUGGCUGGCAGACAGGAGUGUACGCUAUCCAAUCAACAUCCCCAGGCCUCAAUGUGGAGGGGGGCUUGUUGGAGUAAGAACAGUCUACUUGUUCCCCAACCAAACUGGAUACCCCUACCCAGACUCUCGUUACGAUGCGGUCUGCUUCCAAGAUGAUGAUGAUGAUGAAGGUGAAGUGCCUGGUAGGACCACACCCUUCCCAGUCAUCCAGUUUGCAUCUACCCCUGUGCCCCUCCCCACCCCAUCGCCUCCACAAGGGACUGAAGAGAGCAAGUCUGGAGGAGUGGUAACUCUCUCCCCAUUGCCACAUCUGUCCAGUGAAGGUGUGACCAUGGGUCCCACAGGUGUGGUGUUCCACUACCGACCCAUCACUGGUCGUUACACUCUGACCUUUUUGGAGGCUGAGCUGGCUUGCCGGACCAUCGGAGCGAUUAUUGCCAGCCCCCAGCAGCUGUAUGCAGCCUUUGAGAAAGGCCUGCACCAAUGUGACGCCGGCUGGCUGCGCGACCAAUCUGUGCGGUAUCCGAUUGUGUCACCCAGAAGCAACUGUGCUGGUAACUUGCAUAACCUCCCAGGAGUGAGGUCGUACGGCCAGAGACCAGCCAGUGAAAGCUACGAUGUCUUCUGUUACGUGGACGGUUUAAGAGGUGAGGUCUUCUUCACCACCGACUAUGACAGCUUCUCCUACGACGAGGCCGUGCAGCACUGCCAGAAGCUCAACAGUACCCUGGCCACACCAGGGCAGCUGCACGCUGCAUGGAAACAAGGACUCGACAAAUGCAGGCCAGGCUGGCUCAUGGACCGCAGCGUCCGCUUCCCCAUCACAACCCCUAAAUCUUAUUGUGGGGGCGGAGAGGUCGGGGUGCGCACCAUCUACGCCUUCCCCAACCAGACGGGAUUUCCCGAUGAGCAUUCACGCUACGACGCCUACUGCUUCAGAGCUCAAAUUCCUGUUGAUUCCCAAACUCCCACCACGGUCUCUCAGACGACAAGGCCUAAAGAUGUCAACGAGACUACAACCGUCAGACCGGUUGACUUUGAUAAAACUGCAGUUGGCUACAAUGAAACUGCUGUGAAUAUCACAGAUGAUGAAGUUAUCAAAGAAACUGUUGUUACAUCUGUACAAGUUGCUCCAACAGUGAAAACCGUUCUCCCUCCAGUCCUGGUCGAUGCGUCGGGUUCUGGUUCGGCUGACCACUCAGCCAGUGGGGAGACCUCCGGGGAACCUGCUACCUCCACCAGCAGCGGUGACACGUCCGGGUCAGGACAAGGCGUCACCUUCAGCGGAACACCCGAUGUGCUUUCCAGCGAGCAGUCCGGCUCCGGAGGCCCCGAGGAGGGAAAGGAGGGCAGCACAGUUUUCAUCAUAUCUGGGCCUGGAUCUGGAUCUGGAUCUGGAUCUGGAUCUGUAUCUGGAUCUGGAGCUGUGUCUGGAUCUGGAGCUGAAUCUGGAUCUGGCAUCAUUAUAAGUGGAUCAGGCUACAGAAGUGGAAGUGGGGACAUCAGUGGCAGUGGUGAUGACACAGUGGUCACCUUGGUGGAUGUAGAGCUGGUGGAUUUGUCAAAAACCCUCAAGAAUGGCACGACGACGCAGGAGCUUGGCCAGGGAGGGAUCGACACCAGCGGGGGAUCAAGUGUUUCUGGAUCAGGAGAUGUGUCUGCUUCUGGCUCGGGCGAGUUUUCUGGCAUUUUGUUCAUCGGCAGCGGUGGGAUUGACCUGACACCCCAGCAACCUGGGGAGGAAGAAGUGUCUGGAGAUCAGCCGACUGAAUCGGGGUACACCAGUGGCUUUCCCAGCGGCUUUCCCAGUGGUAUUUCCAGUGGUUUUCCCAGUGGUAUUCCCAGUGGUUUUCCAUCUGGCGUUUCAGGCAGUGGCUCUGCCUCCGGAGACCUUUCUCCAAAGCAUGACAAAGUCAUCUACCUGAUCAAGGAUGACAUGAUUGAAAUAAUCACAGACUCUACAGAAGAGGGGCGGGGUGUGGUGGAGAUAAGUGGGGAAGGCAGUGCCUCAGGACUCCACCCUGAAUUCAGCGGCACUUCAACUCAACCGUCGGGAAGCGGAGCGGCUCCUACGACGGUUUACGGAGAGUUUGUACCGACUCUUGACCUAUCAGGAUCCAGGGAUACAACUGAGGAGAGUGACACCGGGUCUGCAGUUCAUUCAGCCACACCAGAAGGACUCUACGCCCAGCCAACAACGGCUCCGUCAGUGUCUGUGGUUACUCCGGCUGUUGUGGAGCGUCCCGAUGUGGACGGAGCUAUGAAGGGCUGUCCUGAGGACUGGAUGGAGCUUGGCGGCAGAUGUUACCGACACUUUGACGAUAGACUCACUUGGGCUGAGGCAGAGCAGCGCUGUCAGGAGUUCAGCGGCCACCUGGUCAGCAUCGGCUCGUCAGAGGAGCAGCGGUUUGUCAACUCCAAUGGUGACAGCUACCAGUGGAUUGGACUUAACGACAAAGACGUGCAGAAUGAGUUCCGCUGGACAGACGGCAGCCCUCUGACUUUCGAGAACUGGAGGCCCAACCAGCCGGAUAACUACUUUGGUUCUGGUGAAGACUGCGUGGUGAUGAUCUGGCAUGAGGGCGGCGAGUGGAACGACGUGCCCUGCAACUACCACCUUCCUUUCACCUGCAAGCUGGCACCCGUCAUGUGUGGAGCACCACCGGAGGUGGAACACGGCGGUCCGAUGGGCAGCAGCAGAGGGCGCUAUCCUGUCGACUCUAUAAUCCGCUACCAGUGUGACCCAGGCUUCACACAGCGCCACCUGUCUGUCAUACACUGUAUGGCAAACGGAGAGUGGGAAAAGCCACAAGUCCAGUGCAUAGAAGCCGGAGCCAACAGUAACAGGCUACACAAAAGGUCCCUGAGGAGAAGAAGUAAAGGUGUCAGCAGCCAACAGGAGCAGAGGGAGCUGCUCUGAGCGGGACUGAAAGGACACACAACUGAGAGCCACAAAAGAGCCUUCUUCUAAAGAAGCAUGGACACUAAUACAAAUGCCAGACCAAAAAGAUAUCAAGCCCUGCCCCUGUAUAUACACUCAACUAAAGCACAUUUAGACAACAAUUUUAAAAAAGAACAAAAAAUCUGAUGUUCCUGGUCUUUGAAUGUCACCCUGCAACCUCUGAAAGCUCAUUYCUCUAAUUUAUGAUUCAGCAUCCUGGAGCUAAAUCGCUUCCCUUUCUGUCGGCACAAAGUAGAAAAAAACAAAACUCUUUUCAAGAGGCUGAAGAGUAACAUGCAAAGAGCGUAGAAGGUGUUUUCAGUUCACACUUUUAUUAUACUUUAUCAUAUUUUCCUAGAUCUGCGUUUCUUAGACUUUGUUUUAGGCGUUAGACUCCUACUCUUUAGGGCWGCGCGGUGGACGUCAACUUUUGGUUGCGUYRCAGGCGAGUGGUUCUGUGUCGUUGUUUUAUCUGGAGCAAAUGGAGCCUUUAGUCUGGUCACAGCUGUGAGCUUGACGUCCGCGGUGCUGCCGGACCAACACGUUAUGAAAACUCGACCCAGACGCAGCCACCCUGGAUUGAAAUAAUCGGCACGUAUGCACUUUUGAGACGUCCGUCAUGUCGGUGCUAAUCAUUUGAAUCCAGCGCACCUUAAACGACGGAGUGUUAGGGCCACGCUCAGAAGAAAAAAAAAAAAGAAAAAAAUUACAAGAAUAAAGUCGUGGUAUGAAAGUUGUCAGAAUAUUACGACUUCUGUUAAAAAUCCUGAUAAAAUGUUUCUGUUAAUAUUCAAAUUUUAUUCCUGAAAUAUUAUGACUUUAUGCUGGUAUCAUUUUGACUUUAUUCUUGUAAUGCUACUGCUUUAUCUUCAUAAUAAACAUUUCGUUAGCGUAGCCCCAAUACUCAGUUGUAAGCUUAAAACUGUAUUUAAAAAAAAAAAAAAAAAAAAAAUUCUGUCUUUUUUUUUUAGAAAUGGCAGGAAAACAGUGCCUUGAAACAGCGUUUUUACUAUUUAACAACAGACUCCAAUGUAUUGUUUGUCAUAAGACAAAGUGGUGCAUAACAGCAAAAAAAAGGAAGGAUUAUGAUACACGUUAUCAUUAUUAUUAUUUUUCAAAAUAAAGGGCUUUCCAUCCGUCUUCCCACCAAGCCUCACUGUCGCUAAUAAAGGCAUCCCCACAGCAUAAUGCUGCCACCGCCACGUCUCGCUGAACGGACAGCUUGUUCYGAGCAGACUGGAAACAAAUGCACGCCACACUUUUCAGAUUUGCAUUCCUAAUAGAUUUUUUCUUUUUUUUAACGUAUAGAAUUUUGCUUCUUUUUUUUUAUCCACUACUUUCUGUAGGUUGAAAUACAUCGAGGUUUGUGAUGACAAAAUGUGAACUGUUCAGUGAAUAUCUGUCGGGCCUUUUGGAAAUGUAAAAAGAAGUUUCACACGCUCCUUAUUUAUGGUUCCUCAAGUGCGAACCUUGUUUCUGUCGUGAGAACGCCAGCGUUUGCUCUGGGACGAGUUGCUCACUGUAAAUAUCCGCCACGUUAUUUUUUUUUUCUGAACAGCAGGAUCUGUCCAUAACUUGCGCAGUGCAGGCAGUUUUAACUGUUUUUUAAUUUUAUUUGGACUUGCAGUAUUUAUCAUUGACGAGUUUUGCAGAGCGGUCGAGUCGUUAGAGCCAGCUGUACRGAGAGAGGAGCAUUUCAUGCUUCCAUUAAAGCCUCAGGUUGUAGCUGGAGAGCGGGCGGUGSUGUAUUUUACGAUAUCAUCGUAUCUUCAUUUCUAAGGAUGCUUUUUCUUUGUGAGGCAUUUAAGGUCCAACUUUUGCAUCAGCCAUCAGAGAGAACCAAAUAAAAGAGACAUGUCCAUUUGGACGUAACUGGUGUUGGCAAGAGUCUGUUUAGAAUGUGGUGCAGUUUUAUCGGGGUGCCAGAAGAUACUAGAGGUCAAAAAAUAARAAAAAUAAAAUGUGUUAUCAGUGUUUUUGCCUGGUGCUGGUUAAGAAACAUCGUAAUAAACUAACUAAACAUACGUUACUGCUGCUGGGAUCUGGUCCAGAUUCUGAAUCCUGAUGUGAUCACGCAGCACAGAUCACCCAAUAAAACAUCGGCCUUA